CCCGCUCCGCCCGCCGGGCGCGGCUGCCGGGCCCGGCCCCGGGGCGGGGCGGCGGCGAGCGGAGCCACAGCCAGGUGACCUUGGCAGGCAGAGCCGGGCUGCGCCCGCCGCCGCCGCCGGGGAAGCUGGGUGGGGAGACGGCCGAGAUGGUGGAGGACGGCGGCGAGGAGGAGGCGGAGGGCGAGAGCGGGGAGAUGCCGGCGGCCGCGGCCCCGCUGCAGCGCUGCAAUGGCUUCCUGCCCGGCAAGGAGGAGGCGGCGGCGGGCGGCGGGGAGCGGGCGGCCCAGGCGAUGCUGGCGGCGGGCGGCGGGCGGCCGGAGACGCGGCUGUCGCGGCGGCGGCUGGCGGUGCUGGCUGUUUUCAGCUGCUACUCGCUGGUGAACGCCUUCCAGUGGAUCCAGUACAGCAUCCUCAGCAACGUCUUCGCCGGCUUCUACGGCGUCACGUUCCCGCAGAUCGACUGGCUGUCCAUGGUGUACAUGGUGGCCUACGUGCCGCUGAUCCUGCCCGCCACAUGGCUGCUGGACGCCCGCGGGCUGCGCCUCACGGCGCUGCUGGGCGCGGGGCUCAACGCGCUGGGCGCCUGGCUCAAGUGCGGCAGCCUGGCCCCCGGGCGCUACCCGCUCACGCUGGCCGCGCAGGCCGUCUGCGCCGUCGCCCAGGUCUUCAUCCUGGGGCUGCCCUCCCGCAUCGCCUCCGUCUGGUUCGGCCCCACCGAGGUGUCCACCGCCUGCGCCGUGGCCGUGCUGGGCAACCAGCUUGGUACUGCAAUUGGUUUUUUGUUGCCACCUGUUUUGGUCCCAAAUACACCGAACGAUAUUGAUCUCAUGGCACAUAACAUUGGCAUCAUGUUCUAUGGAACAGCAAUAGUGUCCACACUUCUGUUCUUCCUAACAGGAGUUGUGUUUGAAGAAAAGCCCAAAUACCCCCCCAGUCACUCUCAAGCAGUCCUGCAGACUAAACCUCCAGAGGAUUACUCCUACAAGCAGUCCAUUAUUAACCUGUUCAAAAAUAUCCCAUUUAUACUUUUGCUAAUCAGUUAUGGUAUUAUGACUGGGGCAUUUUAUUCUGUCUCCACGUUAUUGAACCAGAUGAUAGUAACUCACUAUGAGGGAGAAGAAGUGAACGCUGGGAGAAUUGGCUUGACACUGGUGGUGGCAGGAAUGGUGGGUUCGAUUAUUUGUGGUUUGUGGCUGGAUUACACUAAAACAUACAAGCAAACUACUUUGAUUGUUUACAUUCUCUCUUUCAUUGGGUUGCUGGUAUUUACCUUCACCCUAGACCUCGGAUACCUUAUAGUAGUGUUCGUGACUGGAGGAGUGCUUGGAUUCUUCAUGACUGGCUAUCUUCCACUUGGGUUUGAAUUUGCUGUGGAAAUUACAUAUCCAGAGUCUGAAGGCACUUCCUCGGGUCUCCUUAAUGCAUCAGCACAGAUAUUUGGAAUUGUCUUUACACUUGUUCAAGGAAAGCUUACAACAGACUACAGUCCUCGUGCAGGAAACAUCUUUCUUUGUGCUUGGAUUUUUGUGGGCAUUAUCUUAACAGGUACCAGUUGACAGUCCUGUAGAACCUGAACGCGCUGCAUUAAAAAGUCAGUCAGCUUUAUAAAGCUGGAGGAAGGUGACUUAGAAACGCACAAGUUUGGUUAGAUACAGAACAAUAUGAGCUAGUGUAAUCACUGGAUUUGUGUGUACGAGUAGUAAAAUGUGCUUGUUGAUAUUGGUGGUAGUUGUGUGUUGGAAGCUAUGAAGAUGCUCUGUUAUUUUGCCCAAGAUACAAACAAUUCACCUUAGUAUGGAAUAUUUAUUUUAACAUUUUCAAGUUUUGCAGUUUCAUUAGGAAAGAACGGUGUGAAUGCUGUCCACAGUAGGGAGAUGUGCAUUCAGGAUGCAUACUUGAAAAAAAUCAGGAAUCUUGAACUACUGUUGUCGUGAUCAGAAACAGUUAAUCUUCUUUUCUUGUUCAGUCUUGCUGGUGCAUUUGAAAAGUCAAAGAGGAGGGAGAUGCACAGCAGGAGGAUGCUCACAAGUUAAUUUUUUAUUUUAAAUGUAUCUGUAUUUGAAUACAAGCCAACAAUUCCUUCUGGGAAAGUGAUAGCACAAUACUGAAAACAAGAGAUGAUGUGUGUGUUUCAUACUGGCAUCUGACAUUUCUUUUGCCUUGAAACGUCUUUAUAGGCGUCAGAAGGCAGACAAGAGAGAACACUGUUCUUGCUAUAGCUUCAUUGUAGCAUUUCUGGGGAGAUUUAAAAAGUUUCUUGAUAGAUAAACUGGAGAAAAAACAUUUCUUAUUAAAUACAUUAACAAGGAGGACAAAGGCCUUUGAUAUCUCUGGUGUGAAAUAUUUAUAAGCAGUGGAACACUACCACACAAAUUUCCUCUAUGGAAUAUUUUGAGUGCUUUCUCAGUUAAAGAGAGCAGAGUAUGUGUUUACAAAGAGCCAGUGCCUUUACUUUGUAAAGAAGAUCCCUGCCUCAUCUUGAGUUUAAUCAGUGCUGCUGAAGAAGUUCCAUUUUGUGUGUUAAACCUCUGAAUAUUUGUGGAGUAUCAGAAAAUGUGUUCUGUCCUUUUUAUGAAUUGUAUCACUUGUCGCAUGUGAAAUUCCUGUGCUUGUGUAACUUCAAUCAUGUCUUUUGCAGUUUGUUAAAAGCUGUAAGGAUGACUGAAAGGAAAAUAGUGAUAGUUUCCCUUUCUCUGAUCAAAUAUUUUCUUUAUACCAUCUUAGCUGCAAAAUGACCAGACUUUAUUAACAGUGACUUUUUGUUACCUCAUUUAUUUGUAUUUGGGAUGGAGGUUUCUCACUGCAGUGCUUUUGAAAAUUUUCUCCUUUACCUUGUGCUCUAUCUACACACCCACAGAACUGGCAGCACUACAGUAAUACUGUUGCUGGGAAAGUCAGACCUGGAUCAGUGGACUGUUUACAAACAUUUAAUUUUUAGCUCAGCAAACUGAGCAUGCAGGUUCAGUGCCAUCAAUGAUGCUGUGUCUUUGAGUUCCCACAGAUGCAAUGCCAUCCAGAAGGUGGAAUGCCACUCGAAGUUUUCCCCAGAUUGUUACAGCUUGGGAGGGGGAAUUAUUUAACUCUGUGCUGGUUUCAGCUGGGCUAGUUAAUUUUCUUCACAGUGGCUGGCAUGGGGCUGUGUUUUGGAUUUGUGCUGAACAUGGGGUUGAUAAUACUGAGAUGUUUUUGUCAUUGCUGAGCAGGGCUUACAAAGAGCCAAGGCCUUUCCUGCUUUUCAUAUCUCAGAAAAGGUGAGGAGGCUGGGAGGAGACACAGCCAGGACAGGGGACCCCACUGACCAGAGGCAUAUUCCAGACCAUGUUCAGGGUAUACAGUGGGGGCAGAAGGAGGAAGGGAGGGAUAUUUGGAGCAAUGGUGUUUUCUUCCCAAGUAGCCAUUGCACUUGAUGGGGAUGGCUGAGCACCUGCCUUCUCAUGGGAAGCAUUGAAUUAAUUCCUUGUUUUUCUUUGCUUGUGUGUGUAUGGCUUCUGCUUUCCCUAUUAAGCUUUUAUCUGAGAUAAAGACAUGAGUUUUCCAACUUUGACCCUUCUGAUUCCAUCCUCAAUCCCAUUGGUAGGGAAGGGAGCAAGCAAGCAGCUGCCUGGGGCUUGGUGGAUGGCUGAGGUAAAGAACAACAAACUCCAAGAUAGUCUCUAGGUACAAUAAAUAUCAUUAAAAGCUUUUUUUUGGUCUUGUUUUGCUGUAGACUCAGGAAAAUCCUUUUGUAUAAAAAGGGCCCUGAAACCUUAUCUUUCUAAGCUUAGCCUCUAACUGCUAUGAUCUUGAUUUAAACAUUUUGUAUGAUUAAUGCUUUAGGCAGGGGAAGAACUGUCAGAAUAAACUAAGCAGGCUUGGAACACUUGCCUUGCCAAAGAGGGUUCAUGUCUUUUGCCAGGUCCAGUGCUAGGGAGAAAAUAAAUGGCCAGGCCUUGCUGCUUCUGGAGAGGUGAGCUCUCAAAGAGUCCACGGCUGAAGUAGCUGAGUAUAGGGAAAGUAACUCCUGGCUAUUUAAAUGGCAGGCAAGGGUAUAGGAGUGAAAGUAGAGAUGCUUUCAUUAUGCCAGUCCUUGACAUGGAAGCUGUCCCCUCAAGGGAUGGACACAUUUUCAGUCUUAGUGAGAAAAGUGAAAGUUUCUGCCUUGUGACAUGUGUGGGUGGCUUUUCCCCUUUGAAAAGUGAUAAUAACGUGCUGAAAUAUAUAUAUUUCAGCAAGAUAUAGAAAAUAUUUAUGUUCAUGCCCCAUGGUUGCUUUGACUUCUGGUGUUGCAAAAUCUUAACAAGAUAAAAUUUUGUAGUUUGGGGGAAUUGUUUUUGAAUGUCCAGUAGAAAGUCUUUGUCAGUGUUCAGGGUAUUUGCUGACCUGUUCAGUACACACUGUUCAAAAUUAAAGAUUGAGUAUUUUUCUUUCUUUCUUAAAAUUUAUUUUUCAGUCCCUUUCUUCACUACUAGUUUCCAGUUUCUUUAGUUAUGUUCAGCUGAUUAUUGAAAAAAUAUGGCUCCUUGUGUUUUUUAUCUUCUGCCAAAUUUCUUGGCUACCUUCUGAAAAGGUUGAAACAAGAUUUUGGCUUGUUGGAAACCCUGCUGGGUCCCUGAAAAGAAAAUAUUCCUAAUAAUGAAGGCUUAAUUAUAUCCUGGAUUUAAUAUUCCCAUUCUAAAAGGAGCUUGAAAGUUGGAAACCUGCAAGCUAUUUUCAGGCAAUGAUAAAGUAUUUAAAUGAAAGGCUCAGCAGAAGAAUAAUGAGCAAAUAAAGAACAAAUCAGUAUUUUUUAUGUGAUAGCCUUAUCAUCUGUCAAGAAACUGAGGUUCUAGCUCAUGGCAGAAAUAAAUUUGGAGUAGUUGAAGCUUUGUGGUUUUUGCUUUUAACUUUUGGGUUUUAGCAGACAGCAUCCACUCAGUCAAACAUAGAAUCAUAGACUGUUAAGAGGUUGGAAGGGACCUUAAAGACCAUCUGGUCCCAACCCACCUACCAUGUGCAGGGACAUCUCCCACUAGACCAGGUUGCUCGAGGCUCUAUCCAGCCUGGCCCUGAGCACUUACAGGGAUGGGGUAUCCACAGCCUGCCUGGGCAACCUGCUCCAGUGUCUUACCAUCCUCACAGUGAAAAAUUUAUUCCUGAUAUCUAAAUUAAAUUUCCUCUCUUUUGGUUUGUGCCCAUUUUGUACCCUCUUGUCCUGUCACUACAAUUCCUGAGAAAGAGUCCCUCCCGCUUCCCUGUAGUCCCUCUUCAGAUAAUGGAAGGUUCCUCUUCAGAUACUGGUGAGUUCUCCAUGCAACCUUCUUAGCCUGGAAAUCCCACAUGCAUCUGGAACUGGAAAUAGGGUUUCUGACUCUUAGCCUUGAGAUCCUGGCUCAGCCCCCCAGCAAGAGUACAGCUGGGGGCUAAAAACCCUAACUUCUUUAAAAAAGUAUUUGUAUCAUGAAUGGGACUGCACAUCAAUUAGGGAGCAGAUGCUGCAAGAAACCAAAUGAAGAGAGGCAUCCCAAUCCCAUGCAUCAGCUUUUGCUUUUCAAGUUGCUUUUUUUCCAAGUGCUUCAGGUGAGCUCUUGAGGAUGCAAGAGAACACACAAAAGUGGGUAGCAAAAACAAGGGGACUGCCCCUAAGCUCCCAGGAGCUCAGCAGGUUGUGCAAUUGAUAACUUUCAGCUACAAAAUUCAGAGAUUAGCCUAAAAAUUAGUUCUUAUCUUUGUGUUUCUUCCCAGCCACAUUAGACUUCUGGUAAUUUCAGUGGAAGAGACUCAGAGAAUAUUGACACAUUUUUAUUUAGGAUUCUUACCAUGGCCUUAAACCCCUCUUUUCUAGUGGCUGGGUGUAAAAACUCAGACCUGUAGGGCAUAGUCUGGAAUUGCUGGUAGGUAAGUCCCUCAGAACAAGUAUUUUUAGAUGGGUUGUUAGUAUGUUGUUAGUAACAUCUCUUUCUGUUGCUAAAUUCCAAUGUUUUACAAGGAAGAAAGUACAAGGGGAGAAGUAGCAAGAAUACAUGUGAAUCAUUUCAUAUGAUUAAUAGGACUUUUCUAACUUCAGCCUCUUGGUCAUCUCUUUUGUUCAAGGCAAUCUGUUGUUUCAGAGACAAUCAGUGGAGCGUGUAAUUAGAGCUGCCAGCCCAGGUUGCCUAAUGAAAAAAUGUUUUUCUGAGAAAUAUUUGGACUACCUUGUGCAUGUACAACCAAGUGAAAUUGGGUUGAGCUGUAAACAUUUAUCGUUUUCCAUUUUGUGAACUCACUAGUUUUCCUGUGUGAAUGGGAGUGUGUGACCUUUACAGUUGUCUUUCAGCACAUGUAUGUACCUCCUUCUCAAGUGUUACAGGCUAUUAAUGUUUAAUGGAGCACAAGCUGUCAUUGUACACAAUAAUAUGUGAUUGCCCCAGCCCUACCAUUCGGUCUGAAGUCUGUGAAGAGCGAGAAGUGACAUUAAUGCAGGAACUAGAAUGAAUUAAGCAAAAAAAAAUCCUAAGAGAAAUGUAUUUCUGUGUAAGACCCCUGUUGUUUACUGCUCAUGUCAUUGUUCUACUCAAUUGAAAAUAACAAAUAUUUUUUGCUGUAAUAUUUUGGUUUUGUUAGUGUCCAGUUCUUUAUUUCAAGAGAAAAUUAAAAGUUCUUAAUGAAUAUCCUCUGAUUGCAAUACUGUAUGUAUGUGUAUAUGUGGAUGGCAUCAUUCCUUACCAUUAUAUGUUACUAAUAAAGUGUAUAAUGCCUAAAUUGA
Molecule: messenger RNA, 6700 nt
Organism: Prinia subflava (tawny-flanked prinia)
Lineage: Eukaryota; Metazoa; Chordata; Aves; Passeriformes; Cisticolidae
Gene: FLVCR1
Product: FLVCR choline and heme transporter 1
Exons: 9
Coding region: 147-1556 (469 amino acids)
Biological process (GO): mitochondrial transport; transmembrane transport; erythrocyte differentiation
Cellular component (GO): membrane; mitochondrion
Molecular function (GO): heme binding; heme transmembrane transporter activity
Source: RefSeq, a predicted model, not a curated record